Molecule: messenger RNA, 1494 nt
Organism: Aspergillus sclerotioniger CBS 115572
Lineage: Eukaryota; Fungi; Ascomycota; Eurotiomycetes; Eurotiales; Aspergillaceae
Product: FAD/NAD(P)-binding domain-containing protein
Exons: 2
Coding region: 109-1404 (431 amino acids)
Biological process (GO): secondary metabolite biosynthetic process
Molecular function (GO): FAD binding
Source: RefSeq, a predicted model, not a curated record
AGCUCGCUCAUCAUCGCAUGAUAACUGUCUCGCGGCUGUCACCACGCCCAGGAUCUCACAUACGAAGAUUCGCUCUACCCCUGCCGACGACAGAAUCGGACAGCCAAAAUGGCCAGUACCACCAAUGAAAACCCUCUUCGAAUUGCCAUCAUCGGCGGUGGCAUCGCAGGCGUGACGCUCCUCCUGGCCCUGCUCAAACACAGCUCCCGUGAAAUCAUCGCACCCCAUCUCUACGAAGCCACCCCCGAGUUCUCCGAAAUCGGCGCGGGCAUCGCUUUUGGCUCAAACUCCAUCCGCGCCAUGGAGCUGAUCGAUCGCGACAUGGCAGCUGCCUAUAACAAGCAUGCCACGUUUCAGCCAGACACGGGCGCAUUGGAGAAGAAACUCUGGUCCAGUUACCGCAUGGGGAUGGACGGGCGCGGGUCAAACACUCUCAAAGCAGGGGAUUAUAUCCACGAGGUACAUGCCUCUGUGGCGAGGAGUAGUGUUCAUCGGGCACGAUUCCUCGAGGCCAUGACGGCGCUACUUCCGACCGGAUACGUGAGCUUCGGGAAGAGAUUGACUUCUAUCGACGAUGUGGAGGACGGAGUCACAGUACACUUUGCAGACGGAACUUCGGUUACUGCUGAUGCGGUUAUAGGCUGCGAUGGGAUCAAAUCUCGAGUGCGGCAGAUCCUGCUCGACGGGGAGGAAGAAGCCAAUGCUGUUUUCACUGGCAAAUAUGCCUAUCGGGGUCUGAUCCCAAUGGAUGAAGCAGUGGGGGCGCUGGGGGAAUAUACUGCGCGCAACAACCAUUUUCACUGGGGGUACGACGGGCAUCUCCUGACAUUCCCGAUCGAGCAUGGCAAGACGAUGAAUGUGGUGGCCUUUCGGACGAAGCCGAAUGGUGUUUGGGAACACGGGUCACAGUGGGUACUACCGGGGAACAAGGAACAGAUGUUGCAGGAUUUUGAGGCAUGGGGACCAGAUGUCAAAGCUAUUCUAUCAUUGAUGCGAAAUGCGGAUAUUUGGGCCAUGUUCGACCAUCCCCCUGCAAAGAGCUAUCACCGAGGGGGUCGCAUCUGUAUCAUGGGGGAUGCUGCUCACGCGAGCACGCCUCAUCAAGGGGCCGGAGCAGGAAUGGCGGUGGAGGACGUGUAUAUUCUGUCGCGACUGCUGGGGAAAGUUCGUGAGAAAGGCCAGUUGGAGAGAGCAUUCGCGGCAUAUGAUGCCGUUCGACGGCCCCGGACACAGAGACUGGUGCGUACAAGUCGGGAUGCUGGACGGCUGUACCAGUGUCAGAAAGAGGAGGUGGAGGAUGAUGUUGAGAAGAUCCGGGCCAAUUUGGAUGAGCGGAUGCGAUGGAUCUGGGAUUUGGACAUGGAACAGCAUUUGGAGGAGGCGCUGAGUGUGUUUGCCAACUGAUGCUUUCCUUUUAUCCCUUUUGUUGUCAAGCGAUCCAUCAACCAAGCAUCCAACACAAAUAUCACCCUCAUCAUAUCCCAUCCCUCACAU